Parnassius apollo (apollo) is the source of this 6450-nucleotide messenger RNA. Lineage: Eukaryota; Metazoa; Arthropoda; Insecta; Lepidoptera; Papilionidae. The record is from the annotation of a GenBank genome assembly.
AUGGCCCCUAAAAGAGACAAAGAUCGUAAUGACGAGAAUUACUGGCGAAUGUAUAUCGAGGAAGCUGUUUUAAAUGAAGAUAAUUGGCGAGUUAAGGUUGUUGUCUUAGAAACUACUGGUAACGAGCAAGAGGCACUCUAUUUAAACAAAUUCGAGACUUAUGCCCAACAAGAAAAAAGAUUUGUAAUUAAAAAUAUCUGUAAAUCUGAAACCAUGUUUAUGAUUAACCAACUAGGAGGAGAAAAAAAAGUUAAGGAUGAAUAUAUGCGGGUAUUCGAAGAAGGUUAUAUGUAUAUUAAAGAAAAGAAAGAUGUUGCCCCUGAUGUAUUGGCGCUUAUAAUAAAGUAUCUAAUUUUGAAAAUGAAAGAAGAUUACAUGUUUGUUCAGCAUCAAAAGUUGGUUGUGAAAGAAGGAAUGCAAAAGGAAUCUUUUACUAUGAUUGAUCGAGCUGAGGUGAAAAACAACAAAUCAGGCCAGGUCGUUACUCCAGUUGAAACAGAAAAGUCUUCUCCGACUAAGUCCAAGGAGAAAAAAGGUGAAAGUGAGCCUGUACACCUAUCGCCCCUCAUAGACGAAGGAAAUGAAGGAAAAAAAUACGGCACGUUACUUCGUAUGAGAGGAGAGGAAUGGAGAGACAAAAUUUAUGUUGAUGACUAUCCACUUGAUGGACCUAAUCUUUAUGUUGCAAUUACAGGAUUUAUAGAACCAUAUCUUGUAGAAAAUCUUAUGAAAAUAGGAGUAGCGGUGACAGCUAUAGUACAGAUAAAAAUAGAUCCGAUAUACAAUGAAAUUUCGUCAGGUUUAUCUGCAGGGACCAAAAGAGGGCACAGCGCUACCCAACUAACGAUCGAAAAAUCAUGUACAUUUUGGGAAACAUUACAACGGUUACGCUUGAGUAAAUCUUCAGCUGAUCUUUAUAAAAAUAUGGCUUUUAUUGUUUUUACUCCACCAUAUCGUAAUAACGAGACUCUAUCUAAUAGUUCUGAAAAAAUUUACGAUGACUUGAGUUAUCUCAUCUAUGAUAUACAAGACUUAACUAGACAACACAUUCAUUAUUUAAACAGCAUGGAUAUAAAAUAUAUACCAACUGAGAGCAAAAAUGAAUACAUUUUAAGAUACUAUUACCACUAUAUGGACAAAAUUCCGUUGGAAUGUGUAAAUAUAUUUUCUAUAUUACAAAGUAUGUUACAAACAGUUUGUGUAAGUCACCCCAAUAACCAAACUACAAGUAGGUCUUCGUUGUCGACUGCUUCAACAUUAAUAGAGUCAAGAAUUAAAAACCAGAAUAAUUACGAAAUGGCAGAAACUCUUACUACGGAGGUAUUUAAGACCCUGUCAAAACACAAUUUAUAUAAAAGAAAAUAUCGAGUAACAUGCGGAGAAGAAUAUGAUAAUUUCAAAGAGCCAGUAGUAAUAAAAUAUGGUGAUAGUAUCAAAUGUACUACAUUUCAUUUAGAAAAUACAGAUCUAGAAGAUAUCGUUCGGUCUUCACUAAUUCAUAUGCCGAUCUGUAAUUUGUGGAAAAAUCACACGUAUCCUUCAGAGAACUCAAAAGCAAAGGUGAAUUUUCAUUUAGAUGCCCUUCUUUCAUGUUUCGACAGAGACAAAGUUAAUGAUUCAAUGUUAAAUAGACUUAUUCAUAUAUUAUCUUGCCGAAAACUGUACAAUAAUAGAAGUUCGUUAAAAGAGCAUCAUAUUCCUUCUAUCACUAUACCCGAGUUUAAGAGAAAGUAUUUAAAGCGGAGCAUUCUGGCAGAACCGAUUCCAAAGAGUCAUUCUUUAUUAUGUACUAGUAGUACAAGUUCACCUCCAACUCCAACAUUGGUAAGAAGCGAGAGUUAUUCUAAAGUACUUUCUAAUAGAAGUGAUUCGGAAAUUCAAAACGUUAAAUUACUCUUUAACUGUCCUGAUUUGAGUGAACUUAUUUCAGCCACUGAAAUAUUAAAUAAUGAACCGCUGGAGCAUUUAAUUGAUAAUUAUGAUUAUUUUGAAGAUUUCUCUGACACCAGUGCUUUGCUGGUAUUGCAUGAAGCUUUUACAAAAUUUAACUGCUUAAAUUACAAAUAUUGCGAAGUAACGGACAGUUUUGUGUUUAUGUUUUAUAAUAAUCACGACAGUGACGGUAUUUUAUACGACGAAUGGCGUUGCCAUUUGGUUACACCGGUGUGUUUACAAGAUUUUUUUGAUUACGUUCUUGAAGAACAGUUUAAAUGGAUUCAAGACGAAGAAAAAAUUCAUGACAAAAGCAUUGCUCUAGGGAUUAAAUUAGAAUAUAAUGAAUCAAUGGAACAAGUGACUGCGAAAUCUUGUCUGGAAAAUUUUGAAUUGGAGUCUGAGUUAUUAAUUAAAGGUUCUAUUAAGUAUCAUGAGAGAGCGGAUGUUGAUUAUCUUACUAAUGAAAAUAUAGAAAGCGAUGAGUUCUCAAUAAAAAAUAAUAGUUUAUCGACUAGAUCUACCACAGCAGACAGAAAAAGUAAUAGGCCUGAAAAAACCUUGGCGCAAAAUAGUAAAAAAAGAGUGACGGAAACCGUUGGAGAUAGCAAUUUAGAUGUUGUAAGUGAUAAUCAAACGAAAGUAAAACCUUUCUUUGGAUAUAAUUUGGGCGAUCGAAGAUUUGAAUUUUUUGGUAAAGAUUCGACUUACUUUUCUAAGGACGGAACAAAGGUAUGUAUUAACUAUACGGUAACUGUACCUUUGAACACGGAGCAUAUAAUUUUAAAAAUUAUUCCCGGUAAUUGUAAUACUGAAUUUGUGAUGCAUAAAUCUUUAGGAGAUGUAACUCAAUCACAAAGUGGUAAUACUUGUGAAUCUUUUCGAAUUAUAAGAAAAGACCAGGUUUUAUUCUAUAUUAGGAAAAAUUGGAACAAAACACCAACACUAACUUUUGAUGCUUCUUCUUUCAUAAAACCCGAGAUAAAAGAAAGCAUUAAUAAAAUAAAUAUGAGUACGAACAGUGGUAUGAAUGCAUAUUUUAACGAAUUGAUAUUUUAUUCUUUUUCAAUCACUUGGCCUAAUGGGCUUAUUGUAGAGAGUGUACAUGAAAACAAUUCUCAAGCUAUCAGUCAUAUUAAGCAGUUUUUUAUUAGUUCAAAAGCACAUUCUGAUGAAGAUAUGCGAUGUAUCAGUUCAAAUGGAGAAGUUAUUGUAUUUAAGAAAUCUGGCAUUAUAGAAGUGUUUAGACCGGAUGGGACGUGUCAUAAAAUUACAAAGUAUGGAAAGAGGCUUCUGUAUCCAAAUAUUAUAAACGAUAGUCGUACUACCAUAAGUUCUGAUAAAGUCAAUAAAAGGAAAGAUAAAAGCAAGCUCAAGCUUAAAAGAUCUACAAAGUCAUCAAAAAAUGUAAUAGAUCGUAAUGAAAUAUUGCCUGAAAAGGAACAUUUGAGUUAUAACUUAUUUAUCGAAGAUUUCGAAACUAUUGAUAGUAGUGGAUUAAAACACACGUGGGAAAGUGACAGUCUUAUUGCUACAGAAAAGCUAUUGGUAAGAACCGCCACAGACUAUUAUUUAGGAGAAGUUUUAUCAAGGCGUAUGGAUGGUACUGAAAUGCUUUUGAAUGAAGACUGGGUUUUGGUUGUAUCUUUUCCUGAUGAUACAAAAAUUACAACUACUUGUUUUAUUGAAAAUGAGGAAAUUUAUCCAGACUGUUUAGAACCCGAUCAUGGUUUGAUAAACACCCAUGUCUUUGAAUCAGAUUUAAAAUCGAAUGAUUUGUUAUCAGAUAAGAGUUUUACGAGCAGAGGCACAUCCAACAGUUUAAAUAGUAAUGAUUCUAGUAAAGUUGACCAAAGAAAAAGUAAUAAUAGAACUGAUGGCUAUGUAUCUGUUCAAGUAAGACAUAUAAUAGAACAUACGAAUUUCGCAACUAUUACUAUCGACAAAGCAAGUGAAAAAAUCACAAUAGAAUCUCCAAACAAAACAAGCUUAUCAAUUGAUAACGCAAAUCAAUAUGCAUUUUCAUUAGAUGAAUCAACAUUUGCAACAUUUGAUGGUGAAUAUUUGGAUAUAAAAUUUGAUGCAAGUUCGAUGUGUGAAUCGUCUACAAAUUGUAGAGUGAAAAUAAAUAAUACUGAAAACAAAAAAGAUCAAACUUGGCUGUCCAUGAAUGAUUCCUUUUAUAAAAAGAUUGUAAUUGACGAGGAAGGUACGAUUAAACUAGUAGAUGAACUGAAUAAAAAAGACAAAAAUCAAGCCAGAGGAGCGACUUAUCCUAAUGCUAAAGACUCCAACAUAAUUAGCGACAAUAAUGCGACACCUCGAGGAAAGUGUAAAGAAAUAUUUGACGCCAAUAUGUUGCGAUUUUUCGUAUUUAAUCGGGAUUUAACCUGUUCAGAAUUAGUACACCGUGACCUUGUUGACCAAUAUAAAGAUCACUACCGGAAGCAACCUUGGUGCUUUAUUAAUCAUUACGAUACUUUCGGUGACUGCCGGUGCUUACUCUCUUUUCUAACUCCUAUUCAACUUACAGAAACUGAGAAAUGGUUGAUGCCGUCGAAAUAUACUUAUAUGCCGAAACAGUUGAAAUACAAGGAUUUAAGAACUGACAUCGGCAAAGGAUUCUACCAUUGGAUGCGACCAUACGAACGGUUCGAGCCUACACCCACAACACUCGAUAACUUGACACUUCCAAGACUACCUAGGGCUUAUAUUUUAAGGACUUUAGAACAACUAUGGGGUGAGGAGAUGAGAGAGCAACUAAAAGGUGCCAAGGAGUUGGUCAGGGCAGUGCUUGGGUAUUGUCGUUUGAUGGAGUCGGAGUGUCAAAAAAUCCUGGAAGUUCCAAUUAGAGAUCCUCGCCCGGUAGAAGAGAGAUGCAUCGACGAAAAGUUGCAAGAUAUCGCGCAAAGAGCCGCAGCUCUUCAAUUUGCGCACAAAUUGAUCUCAAAUUCAGAACGAACGGAAAAUAAAUCUUUAAAAAACUCAUCAGACAAUAAAACCAACAGUGAAUCUGUACCUACAGACAUUAAUGCACCAACUACCUCAUCCGGACUGACCACAACUGACAAAUCUAAAAAUGAAGAUUUACGUGAAAAAACUCCCAUGUCUAAAACAUUAUCCUUUAUAAAUGAAAAUAUUCCAUCUAUAUCCACUCCUGAAAAAAAUAAAGUUAAAAAACAGAUCCUGCAGCUGAAUGUGAUCAGUGCUUCGUUACAGACAGCAUAUGAAAAACAUGACAAUAAAUCAAAACAGAUCCUAAAAGGCAUUAUUUCAUCCGAAGCAGUAGAAAAAUAUAAUCUGAAAACUGAUAUUUCGAAAUCAUUGGGACUGAAAGGAAGAGUAAGAAAAUUUAAGAAAAAGGAGAGGACAUACAAAGAAGCUAAAGAAAUACGUAUUUUUUUCAACAGGGAUGAUAACAUUAGAAUGACAGCUGGCAAGAAAGAAUGUUUUGGUAGAGGUAAUGAUAAAUUACAGAAGCGAUUCUUGCUUACUUCAUUGAAGAAACUUUACACAAAAUAUGUAAGCGAGGGAGGAAAAGCUUCAUUUUCAACUUUCAGAAAAAAUAGGCCAAGAAAUGUGGUACGGCCAAAGUUGAGUGACAGAAACACCGUUGCAUGUAUAAAGCACAGUAGUUUAGCCUUCAAAGUUGCUCAUUUAAAGAAAAUUGGCGUUAUAGAUACUUCCGAUUUGCAAGAAUUACUUGCAUCGAGUGUAUGCAGCGUUGAAUCGUACGACUGUAUGUAUUUAAAUUGUGGAAAGUGUAAAGACAACAAUCCUGAAAUGAAUUUGAUAGAUAUUACAAACAAUACAGAAUGCACAUCGAUACAGUGGAUUAGAAAGGAAUUUACGUUUGAGAAGGGAAUAGAAAGAAAAAUUACUACUACAAAGAAAUAUGUUAAAGAAAGUAUUAAGGGUACAUUUUCAGAACUCAAAGAAAUGUUUUUAGCUGAUCUACGUGCAUUCCGGCAGCAUUUCUUUAAUAACCAGAUACCGAAUGACUUGGAUCCAGUACCACUUACUACUCGAUUACAUCAAAUUACUUACCAUGUUCCAUCAACAACACUAAGGAUGUACGAAGACCUCAAGAGUCAGCUUGCUGAUGAUAUUCAGAGUCGAGCCAAACCUACAAUUACAACAAAGGCUCCAACUCCACGCCAGAAGUCUGCGAAGAGUGAUACUGAUGAAGUGACUUGUGAAGAUUUGAAGAGGUCCUUGCAGGAGAAACAAGCUGAGUAUUUAAGAGAGGUCGAAGAAAUUGUUCAGCCCAGCCCAAACCUGAAGCGCUAUUGGCGACGUCGUGCUGAAGAAAAAAAAGAGGAAGAAUUUUACAAAAAGUUGUUACGAGAGGAGUACGUGCCGCCCUACUUUCGCAAUGUGCUGGGAGGAGCGGCGUGGUGGGAUCUCAACCAAGCAGCUGGAGACGCGGUUGCCAUUGCUGAGCAAAAUGCCUGUGGUUGCUUGUUCCGUGGGGACCCUUCAGGAGCCGCCACCACCACUGACUAUAUUGGCGAAUAG